GCUAAACAUUGGGUCACAUUACCUUGCUAAGGAGUCGAACCUCCCCAUUAUUGAAUCUUCACCACUUGUCACACUCAGACACACUUGAAACCACCACAGCUGCGUGUGAACGAAACGGGAUUCUUGGUGUGUGGAGAACAUGGUCCAAGGACUUUCACAGCAUCUCAGUGUUAUGAAUACAGGGAGCCCAGACAAAUGAAUGAACCCAAUGCAGCACUCUGGCAUUCCCUCAUCUUCAAAAACAAAGGGCAGAUAACCCAACUGAUGGGGAAAUUUUUCCUCUCUGAGUAACAGCCAGAGAGCAAUGUUGAUUUCCAGCGUACUUUGCGAUGGGGGUACCACUUCAAAAGGCUGCGUGCCUGCUCAACUGUCAGCAACUAUGAGCAACUGUACAAUUCGAAAUGGAUUCCCAUAUGGGCUCCCAACGUACCUACGCUGUCUCUCUCUCUCUCACUCACUCACUCACUCUCUCUUGCUCGCUCUCUCCCACUUGCCUCGUCAAAUGAAAUACAUGAACCAUCCCUACAUCCUCACGCGGGAGCCCCCAAGAACCACACCUUCCUCCAACAACGACAUUCCCCCUCACGCCUGUCAUCCUUCUGCUCAGAGGAGCCGCGAGCGCCUUUGCCUUACCUACUGAGCCUCAGUGUGCUAAAAUAUGCAAGGCAUGCUUUUCCUCUGCCCGAUGGGGCGGGAUACUUAGGGAAUUGGGUGAAGGCAUGAAAAAGCGUUGGCGGAUACUUUAAGAGAGUUCGCAGGGCGUAGUUAUUUCAUAUAUCCGUUCUAGCCGGGGGGGAAUUGGAGAUGGCUCCAUGUUGCUUCAACCAAUCUGAGCUAGGCACGCGGGGGCUUUUGUGAUUGGUGGGGGGGAUGGAUGAUUUGGGCGUCUAUUUGGCAGUUAAACGGACAUCAUCAAGAGGGCGGAAUAUCUGAUCCGGUUUGAUCACGAAGAGAGGGUUUUAUUUCUCUUUUGCAGAAGUCGGGUCGGAAAUAGGAGAUCAUAGAGAAGUUUCAGUUGGGAGUUAACCCCGACCGCGAGCGCUUGAUACAAUCCAUCACUUCGUAUCCGUGAAUUGCUCAUGGCCCCGUUUAUUCUGUAACUACUCCGCAUGUUGCUGUCAUCACCUUGGAAGCAUCUUGCAAAAGGCUAAAUAAAAGUCAUUAGCGCGGGGGUACACAGAACAAGCGGAAUGGAUUCCUGGGACAUUAAUUGCGGAUGACGAAAUCUGCCUGACUAGUUAUAUAAUAAUAAACAAUCGAUAUGUAAUGCAAUAUAUAAACCAGUUAUCCUCCUUUGAAUAAGUCCCUCCAAGUUCCUUUCCUUGCUCUCGAAAAUAUAAACAAAGGAAAUAUCUAUCUAAUUAGGGUUUCCAGUGACCUAACCCUAAUUCACUCCAACAUCACAUCGCAACCCCGCAACGCCAUCGAAGACUGAUAAGAGACACCAGCAAACUACCUGUCUGUCCAAAAUGACACGAAUCCUCCUCACAGGCGGAAGCGGUUUCAUCGCUGCUCAUGUCCUUGACACUCUGCUCCAGCGCGGCCACUCGGUGGUGACAACCGUACGCUCGGAAGAAAAGGCUCGUAAAAUCAGAAAUUUACAUCCAAAUGUUCCCAAGGAUAAACUGGAUUUUGCAAUUGUGGAAGACAUCGCGAAACUUGAUGCAUUUGACAAGGCUGUGAUUUCGGACCCGCCCUUUGAGACUGUUAUUCACACAGCUAGUCCGUUCCACUUUAGAGCAAGUGACAAUAAAGCCGAACUUCUCGAUCCGGCUAUCAAUGGCACUGUUGGAAUCCUCCGUGCCAUCAAGCGAAGUGCGCCAACGGUCAAGCAUGUAGUUAUUACAUCUUCCUUUGCUUCCAUCAUUGACGCCAAUAAGCCUCCUACCUACACAUAUUCGGAGGACGAUUGGAAUCCUAUCACGGAGGCAGAAGCGCUUCUUAGCCCUAUCCAUGGUUAUCGGGCAAGCAAAGCAUUCGCUGAAAAAGCCGCCUGGGAAUUUGUGGAAAAGGAGAAACCAACCUUCACCAUCGCAACGAUAAACCCCCCCGUCGUCCUCGGCCCCGUCGUCCACCCUCUGGACUCCCUCGCUGCGAUCAACACUUCCAAUGAACGCAUCCGCGACCUGAUCACAGGGACUGCGAAGAACUCAUGUCCACCAACCGGCACCUACCUCUGGGUCGACGUCCGCGACGUGGCUCUCGCGCACGUCCUCGCUGCCGAAAAACAGAAAGAAGCCGCCAGCCAGCGCUUCUUCGUCACAGCGGGCAACUUUUGCAACCGGCAAAUUGUCGAGAUCAUCUCUGAAGAAUUUCCAGAGUUAAGGGAGAAGUUGCCGGUGGGAGAUGCGUUGAAGCCUGGUGAGUUCCCAGCCGAGGGAUAUUUUGGGUAUAAUAAUGCGAAGUCAAGAGAGGUGUUGGGGUUGGAGUAUCGACCGUUGAGAGAGAGCGUGGUUGAUACGGCGAAGAGCCUUUUGGCGAUUCAGGGGUAGGGGCGUAACGGGAUUGUUUCCGUGUUUUAUGCAAAUCUUGCAGCAGAAGGUCAUGUGGUGUUUGGCAUUGUCAAAGGGGUAAAAUCCCUCCCAAGUAGUGAAAACUAUCCUCGAUAGAUAGAAUGAUCCAGAUCUCGCCCCUUCUUCAAAGGGGUGAUAUAAAUGCAUCUUGUUACAACUUCUGUUGCCCAGAAUUUUGCACACUCUUAUGUUGGAACAUCUGAUAUAUUAUAUUCGAUUUUCGUCGAGCGAUACACCAUAGUUAGUGGAGGUUCUUUUCUAGAACGACUUUGUCUUCUAAUUGUACAUGUACAGCGUACUUGUAUUAAUAAUUUGUUGUUACUGCUGUAGUUGCGGUACGUACUAGAGAACAAGCUAGCAAGAAGCAAAUGAAGAUUAGAACAGAGUAAUUCCGCGCCGAAGCCCAGCCCAGCCUAGUAGCGAACUUUAACGCGCGGGCUGCAUGGAACUAGAACCCCCCCCCCCCCUGUAAGAUAUACGCUGCGUAGAUAGGGUAGUUCCACUCCAGAACAUUUGACACAAAGAUACCUGGUAACUAGAGUGUCUGAAGGCGACUUAGUCUGUCGAUUCCUGUGGGGGAAAGUAAAUAGCCUCAUCAUCGCUCGGAUUUAUAGCUGGAAAAUCCCUUGCAUGAUUCGAGCUUUGAAAUCAUGACACUUGGAAGCAAUGCCAGCUAACGGAAUGAGCUUCAGAUUUGAUCCGUGGAUGGGGCAUGUCCCCUCCCCGUCAGGAGUUGAGGAAAGUCGUAUUUUUGCUUUCCUCGCCAGCGGCAAAGCCCAUCUUGCGCCAUGUGUCUCACUGCGCAGAGAGAUAAUGGAGAACGGAGUGACAUGAGGGUAGUCACGCAAGGGCGUAAGGCGUGUCUCACCUCCGAACGAGAAGAUGCUGAAUAUAUUGCUCAUUGCCAUUCAGGAUGGAAUUCUAGCCGCGCUCAAUUUCCCCAGAUGCCCACCGCCAUCCAUUUUCUGGUAGAUCUAUGAUAAGCGGAUAAAACCAUUUCCUAAUAUUUAGGAACUGGAAUAUUUAGGAACUGGAAUAUUUAGGAACUGGCCGCGAUCCUUCUGGUCCUUAGAGAACAUCUUGAUGAGGGAUUCUUUAUGCAUACAGAUAUUAUAUUUGUCGUUUAGUUCCUGCACGCAGUUGACUCGUUAUUACAUUUCAU
Molecule: messenger RNA, 3675 nt
Organism: Blastomyces dermatitidis ER-3
Lineage: Eukaryota; Fungi; Ascomycota; Eurotiomycetes; Onygenales; Ajellomycetaceae
Product: dihydroflavonol-4-reductase
Exons: 7
Coding region: 1470-2492 (340 amino acids)
Molecular function (GO): oxidoreductase activity, acting on the CH-OH group of donors, NAD or NADP as acceptor
Source: RefSeq, a predicted model, not a curated record